UUCAUUCGUGGGGCCUUUCACAGAGGAAGAAAAAAAAGAAGGGGGAAAAAAAAGCCAUUGCAGCUUCCAGCGAUUCUGAAAUCCAUUUUCUUUCCCUGAUUCAAAACAAAAAUAAAAAAGAUGGCGUUCAAGAAAACCCUAGCUGAGCGCCUCUUCAAAAUCUCCAGAAUCUCGACCACCCAGUCGCUCACCAACUGCCGGAUCUCGUCCUCCGCCACUGUCCGCAGCCGGAUACCGCAGAGCAAGCCCGGCAUUGCUCCCGAUCCCGGAGACAAUGCCGGAUUCCGCCGCUUGUUCCACCGCAGGGCUGCGGCGGCGGCGACGGCGGAGCGUCCUUCGGCGAAGCCGUUUCAGGUCGGCGGGGGGGGCGGCCUGAUGGAGAAGCUCAGGGCGUUCGACAUUGUCCGAGACCGGGUCCGAUUGGACGGGCUCGUCCCUCCUCCGCCGGUGGUUGAGGAGUCGGAAUCGGAGUCGCCGGCGAAGACCACGACGGCGGCGGCGGACGGGCUGACGGUCGAUGACGCGAGAAAGCUGCUGCGUGUGGCGCGAUUGGAGAUGGUCAAAUCGAAGCUGAGAGACACGGGAAGGAACUGGAUGCCGCGAUCCGAGUUCGUUCGGAUCUGCGGUGAAGUUUGUUCGGAUCCGGAUGAGGCGAGCCGGGUCGCCCGGACGCUGGACGAGUCCGGAACCGUUAUCGUCUUGGGAGAUGCAGUGUUCCUAAAACCAAAAGCGAGAAGGAACCCACCCCAUAGCUCUGUCUCUCUGUUUCCACAGUGACAAAGAUUGAUUCUUUUUUCCAUCUGAUUAAUAUGGUCUUAAUAAGGCUUGAUUGGGUUCCCACUUUCGAAUCCAAUCAAGCCUUACUAUAACCAUUUUGGAUCAACUAAUAGCUUGAAAAUCGUUUCGGGGUGGGGGAUGAAAGGGUUAGAACAGGUUCUAUUAUAAAUAUGAAACAGGGGAAUAUUUGGAUAGGGUUAUGAUUUGGCGAAGAUAUAUAAAAUUUGAUCGCAUAGUAUAAUCUAGCAGAGUAAGAAACCAAAUGGGUCCUUAUUAGAUUAGGAUUUGGUUCCUCUUAUGUUCAGACCAUGUAGAUAUCAAUCUGGAGAAGGGGAUUAAACUAGGAUAUGGAAAAGGGUUAGGGUUUGAGAGAUUGGAAAAGGAAAACAGAGUGUUAUUAUUUAGAGGUUAGUGGUCUAGUGGAUGUGUGUGUUGUUAGGCAUAUGAAUAGUUGAAGAAAAGAACAAGAAAAAAGGGGGUGUUCUAAGAUUUCAUCUUAGAAAAAGUCUAGGGAAAGAAAGAUGGAAUUAGGAGGAGUUGGUAUCCAAUUAGAAUCACGAUUAAUCAUUCUUUAGUUCUCUUAUUCGUAUGCUUUAUUAUUCUUGAUUUCCAGCACUCAUCUUGCCUGAUUGGCUCUAUUCUAUGGUGGGAUUUAGCCUGAAAAGCCCAUAUGAUCAUUUGUUAUCCUUGCUUUUCUUUUCUAAUUUUCAUUUCAAGACACCCUUGGUUAUUCAUUUACACAUUCAUCACUUGUUCUUCAUAAAAGAAAGAGCAACACAGCACAAUAAAAAAAACAGAUAAACAUUGUCAAGAUGCUCAUGCUGAUAUCAAAAUGAUGAUACAUGGAUGGAGCAAGCCUUUACCCCAACCACAUGGGAAUUUUCUUUGUUUGUGAUCCAUUACAGGUAGUGAAAGCCAUUGGAGGCCUAAUCCCAUUCCCAGCAACAGACCCAAACGACCCGAGGAAGAAGGAGCUGGACAGCUUGGAGCAGCGGAAAGCCCUGAUCGACCAAAAGGCGAUCGCCCAAGUCAGGCGAGAGCUCUGGGGCGGCCUGGGAUACCUGGUGAUCCAGACCGCCGCCUUCAUGAGGCUGACAUUCUGGGAGCUAUCUUGGGACGUCAUGGAGCCCAUCUGCUUCUAUGUCACUUCAGUGUACGUCAUGGCUGGCUAUGCGUUCUUCCUCAGGACCUCGAGGGAGCCCACGUUCGAAGGGUUCUUCCAGAGCCGGUUCCUCGCGAAGCAGAGGAAGCUGAUGAAGGCUCAGAAGUUCGAUCUCGAUAGGUACAACGAGCUCCGAAAGAUCUGUUACCCGUUUACCGACGAAGAAGAGGUUGAAAGUCCGGGUAUCUCGUUCUCGAGCAGUCGUCCUGAGUUUGAUGGUAAAGUUGGGAAAGUCUGUUGAUCUUGAAGGGGCGGGUAUGUGGGGUUUGUGUUUUUCUUUUUCUUUUUUACUUAACAAAAGAAAUUGAAAAGAAGAAGAAAGAAAGAAAGAAACUAACAGCUAUUACUGUUAUGAAACAGAACGAAACCACAAUUUUGUGACGACCUAGAAUCCCUUUUUUCCCACCCUUUCAAAACCAACCUCCUUCCUACCUGACAUGAUGACCCUUUAGAAUGUAGUUUGCGGGAAACCCUGUAACAAAGUGAAGAGUGUUUUCUUUUCUUAUUGAUGAAAUAUAUGAUCAGAAGCAAAGCUUUCUUGAUGGCAAAAUAUCAUUGUCAGACUAUCAGUGUUCCUUGCCCCCCAAGUUUCUUUUCUUGUUCG
Molecule: messenger RNA, 2543 nt
Organism: Linum tenue
Lineage: Eukaryota; Viridiplantae; Streptophyta; Magnoliopsida; Malpighiales; Linaceae
Source: the annotation of a GenBank genome assembly